Molecule: messenger RNA, 672 nt
Organism: Phytophthora nicotianae INRA-310
Lineage: Eukaryota; Oomycota; Peronosporomycetes; Peronosporales; Peronosporaceae
Exons: 1
Coding region: 1-672 (223 amino acids)
Source: RefSeq, a predicted model, not a curated record
AUGAAGACGCAGACGAUGUACGAAAAUUCCUACGACGGAAUUGACAAGCUCCGCGACAGCACGAAGUUAAACACCUGGGCCUUGUACGUUGGAAAAUACAACUUGCAGAAGCCAGGGUACGAAGCGUCCAUGGCUGUGACGUUGACGGCUCACUACGGAGAUGCAGCGGUGGCAAAGUUGAUUCAAGCAGCAAGCAAAGUCCCCCAAACGGAAGCGGUGACGACAGUGUUGCGCAAGAAGCAGCUGAGUGCGUGGCUUGCUGCUGAGAAAUCGCCAAACGAGGUUUUCAGGCGGCUGAAACUUGACAAAGGAAUGGGCAACUUGUUCGCCAACCCGACGAUGCACACGAUGACCGACUACUUGAACGUGUUCAACUUCAAGUGUUCCAGAAAACACAUGAGCUUGAUGAAGACAAUUGCGGAGUCAUAUACGGAUGCUGCAGUGGCAAAGGCGAUCCGAGAAGCAGCGAAAGACCCCGAAACGAAGAGCAAUGCUCUAGUUUUGAUGGGCUUGCAAUUCGACGAGUGGAUUAUAAAAGAAAUCAAGCCUGCUAAAAUGCUCCAGAGAGUUUUUGGUGGCACUCCGACUAUGGAAGAGAAGGCGAUUGCAAAUGUGUACGCUAGUUACUACCCACGCGCGAAAAAGCAUCUGAGCGAAUUGGAUUUAGUCUAG